AAAUGAGUCGAUUGCAAGUCCAUCCCUGGCAAGCGAUGCAGAAAAAUUAAAAACACAGCAAUUACACAAUCUCAGGUGUGUGUCCUUUGCACCACAGUCCUCGUAUUGUUGGCAGCAACGCAAUGGCCAUGUUGACGCGCCUCACCAGCGGUGGCACCACAACAGUGACGCCCAGCUCACCAAAAGGCUUGCAACGUUUCCAAAACUAUAUUGCAGCCUUUCUCUGGCCAGGAUCGCAGUCGCAACGUCACCAGCGUAAAUCGACACAGCUGGACGCCAUUGAUUGUUUCACCAAUGAUCUAGUCAGUCGUAAGACACAGAAAUGGGAGGAGCUGCGUGACAACUUGAUGAAGCCAAACACGACAAUCGAAGCAGAAAAUAACUAUGCAGCUGAUAACAACAGCAACAUCAAUGUGGGAAAGAGCGGCAGUAUGACAGCGACGGCUGCCAGUUUCAAUAAAAGCGUCGGUCUUAUGUCCAAGGGCAUGAUGAGUGAUUUGCAGGCUCUGCGUUCGCCGCAACUGGGUCUGGACAUACGUUCCCUCUCGCAGCCGCAGCUGGACAAUUUGCUCCUGGCCACGCUGGAGAUCAAGAACAAGCUAGACUUCCUCUACUUAAUACGCCAGUGCAUACGCUGGCAACAACUACCGUCCAACGAGGUGUUCAUCGCCUGUCUCAAGUACUUGAGCACGCUGAGUCGAUUGCAGCAGUUGGAUGCGCUUGCCGAAACAUGCCGUGAUCUAAAGCAUCCGUUUGCAAAAAUGUACGCAGACCUGGCUCCUUUCAAGGCCAUUGCGUUGUGGCACAAUGGAAACGCGGAUGUGGCUUUAAUGACGCUGCAUCGGGGGUAUGGCAUAAGCCUGGGGACAGACGAGGGUCGACGCAUGAUACGUGCCGCUUUCCGCACCAUUGCUGAGGAGACGCUGGCCCAAAAGAGUGAGGCUGUACUCGUCUCGCUCAUGGAGGUGGCGCGCGCAAUUCAUCGUGAGCACAAGGACAUCUUUGUGGUGGCAUGUGUGUGGAAACAGUGCUUUGCAAGCGACUGGUUCUGCGACCAGAAGUCAGCCAACGAACUUUUCGAACACUACAAGGAGCUGCAGGAAUUGGUCGAACGCAGGGCCAGCCCACUGUGCUCCUCAUUCCUGAGCCGCAACAACGUGGAUGCAGUGCAUCGUCUAAUCGAGGUCUUUCUGCAGCACAAACAACGCGCCGCCUGCGCACAUUGCCUCAGUUUGCUCUUUAACUACCAAUACCUGCGUAAGGAUUUACGCGCCUGCGCCGAGAUUGUGAAGUCCUGCAGUGAACUGGAAAUGCCGCUGAGCGAGCUGCAAAAUGAACAGUUCCUUAGCCUGUUCCUCGAUCAAAGUGAUCCCUUCGAAGCGACAUCGGUUGACUCGUCUACUAAAACGUACAAAUCGCCCAAGUCCUUCCAAUAUAAAUUCUAAAUCUAGCGGUAUAUUGCUUCUUAUCCGAGUUAGUUUGAUCGUUUGCAUUGUAGUGUGAGCACCAAAGCGUGGCGCCACGCCCCACAUCAUGUUCGUUCUAGAGCAAUAAGCUAAUUAUCCCUAGCACCUCCUUUCAUAUGAUUCACCUAAAAGAUGUUGAUUGAGAAGCCAAAUGUAGCGUUGAUUCAAUAAAUGUGUUAUUUAAUGUCCAAAAUCAA
Molecule: messenger RNA, 1663 nt
Organism: Scaptodrosophila lebanonensis
Lineage: Eukaryota; Metazoa; Arthropoda; Insecta; Diptera; Drosophilidae
Exons: 4
Coding region: 123-1445 (440 amino acids)
Source: RefSeq, a predicted model, not a curated record